ACGCUAAAGAUUUUGCAAUAAAUAUGAAUCGUCUGUGCAGUUAAAAACAGAAUUCUCAUUGACUAGUAUUUAUCAGCCAAACACAACAAAAUAAUAAUCAUUCCAUGAAUUUCAUCUCAAGUUUUUUUUUUUUAAUAAAAUAAAAUGAUUUCGCAUGUUCCGUCCAUCUCAAUCGAAUACACUUUGCAGAUUCAUAGUAUUUACCAAAUCGAGUAAAAGAAAUCAACAGUAUGAAUACGCUUAAAAGAAACAGAUACGUAAUGACAUAAUGAUGCCAGAAGAGAGGAGGAGACAUGCGUGACGUCGAAGAGACUCCAAAACGACACACAUUUGGAAUAAUAAAUCUAUCAAUAAAAAAGUUAAAAAACAGAUCAGAUCGGAUCCAGAGACAUAAAAAAUACGUUAAAGAAAUAAAGAGCAUAUAAACCCUGCAUCACUCCACCUUUAUUGCAGUCAACGUGCUCCGAGAUGGUUACUAAAUCUCCCCACGCGCUUUUUACGGCGCGUUAAGUAUUCCCUCCUUUUUUUUAUGCACUAGAGUGAAACCCACGCGCUGAUGUGUGAGAGUAGAAGGAGAGCAACUCAGUCCCGCUCUUUAAAACCUCCGUCUUCGUUCUUCAAACGGUAUAAAGCAGUCAUAACCUCUCUUCUUCUUCUUCUUCCCAACAAUGGCGGAACCUGCUGUAGACAGUUUCUACAAUUCUAGCUUCGAGCUUGGGAACUCGAUCUCCGAUCUCGACGUUGACUUCGAGUUGACUUUCGAAGACCUCUACUUUCCUUCCGAGGGCGAGUCCUUCUUCAUCCCUGUUGAGGUGGAGGAGAAAGCUACUACUACGUGUAAGACGUCCAUGACGAAGAGGAAGAACGAGAUUGAAGAAGAUACAUCGAGGAGCUAUAAGUACAGAAGAAUGGAUGAAGAAGAUGAUGAGAAGAAGGAAGCGAGGCUGGUUAGAAACCGUGAAAGUGCUCUGCUUUCGAGACAGAGGAGGAAGCACUACGUAGAGGAGCUUGAAGACAAAGUCAAGAACUUGCAAUCCGUUAUAACGGAUUUGAACAGUAAAGUCUCUUACUUUGCGUCUGAGAACGCUACUCUGAGGCAUAAGGUGGGUCCCGGAAAGGGCAUGUGCUGGCCACCGUGUGGAAUGUAUCUAGGUUCUGGUCAAGUAGUGCCUUUGCUUCCUAUUCCUCGGUUGAAACCACAACGAUCCGUGGCCAAGGUGAAGAAGACCAAGAAGGUUGCUAGUGUUAGUGUUCUUGGUCUUCUGUUUUGUUUAUUUUUGUUUUCUGCAUUGGCUCCUAUUAUUGUGAACGUUAGCUACGGAGGAAGAGUUUUAGAUGUGUCAGUUAAUAAUAGUAGUGAGCUACUAGUGGCAUCACUAUUUGUUCCGAGGAAUGAGAAGCUUGUGAAGCUCGAUGGAAACUUGAUUAUUCAUUCUAUUUCGGCGAGCGAGAAAGACACGGCUUCUGAAACGAAGCCUGCACGGCGUUCAUCUGACUCUACAAACAUUAGGGAUAUGUCUAAGCACCUUAAUACCGAAAAGCAGAAAGCUUUUCCAUCUUCUUGCUCUGAUGAUUCGAAGGAGAAACUCAACUCAACAACAUCCAACGGUGAAAUGCAGCAAUGGUUUCGUGAAGGUGUUGCAGGUCCAAUGUUCAGUUCAGGGAUGUGCACCGAAGUGUUUCGGUUUGAUGUCUCCUCAACCUCUGGAGCCAUUAGACCUGCUUCUCAACAGCCUAAGAACACCACCGAUACACACAAGGGAAAGAAUAACAGAAGAAUCCUCCGUGGUGGUCAUCCAUUAUCUGAUUCUAACCUAACCAAAGAUCAAAACAACUCUAGCAAAGACAACUUCAGCACAACCAAGCCAUUCCCAUCAAUGGUUGUAUCUGUGCUUACUGAUCCCAGAGAAGAAGGCAGUGACGAAGACAUCAAUGGUGUAACUGGCGAUACAAAAUCACUGUCUCGUUUAUUCAUAGUCGUUCUUGUUGACAGUGUCAAGUAUGUAACCUACUCCUGCGUCCUUCCACGACCAGAAGAAGUCCCUCAUCUUGUAACCACUUGACUUUCUCUGUAUAUAAAAAACCACAAGAAAAAGUUUUCACACCAAA
Molecule: messenger RNA, 2109 nt
Organism: Brassica napus (rape)
Lineage: Eukaryota; Viridiplantae; Streptophyta; Magnoliopsida; Brassicales; Brassicaceae
Product: bZIP transcription factor 49
Exons: 2
Coding region: 669-2063 (464 amino acids)
Cellular component (GO): endoplasmic reticulum membrane; nucleus
Molecular function (GO): DNA-binding transcription factor activity
Source: RefSeq, a predicted model, not a curated record